Trachymyrmex cornetzi is the source of this 1748-nucleotide messenger RNA. RefSeq lists its product as uncharacterized. The transcript has 2 exons. The coding region runs from base 342 to 1154 and encodes 270 amino acids. Lineage: Eukaryota; Metazoa; Arthropoda; Insecta; Hymenoptera; Formicidae. The record is from RefSeq and is a predicted model, not a curated record.
CUCGGCCGUCUUCGUGCUCCCGCCAGGGUUUCCGCAAAGAGAAAUAAAGAAAGGAAGGUAGCGAAGCGCGCGAGGCUCGCGCAAAAAUCAUUAAAACGCGUGCUUGUUUCGCGGCUACGGCUUACGUCGUGUUGACGUACCGGUCCGUGAUUUAUUAACAGACGACAACGACAGGAGUACAGGGUACAGAAGGCAACCGCGUCGUCUGCCACUUGGACUGACUUGGACUACACCGCUAAACCGCUCGCUUGUUCACACGCGCGACGUGACAUCUCCGAGGAAACUGUCUUCUACGUUGUCGCACCGACACAUUAUAUCUUCCGUCCUGAGGUAUCUCUUACAUGUACAGCCAACACGGGCUUUGGGACGAUUUGACCAGUAGCGAGACGCGCGGCAUCGGCAUGGAGUGGACCCGCGACAAAACUCUGGAGCUGCUACGUGAGUAUCAACAACGACGCGUCCUCUGGGAUUGGAACGCCCGAGGCUAUCGCGACCGGGCGAAGCGCAAACGAGCUAUACAAGAGCUUGCCGAGAUUCUCAGCUGCAACACUCUCGAGGUUGAGAAGAAGAUCACUAAUCUAAAGUGCCAGUAUUCUCGGGAAAUACACAAGAUACAGAACAGUCGCGACGCCGCCACCGGUCCAGACGACGUAUACGUCUCCAAGUGGUUCGCCUUCAAAGCCAUGCAAUUCCUACAAUUUGGAACGCGUAAAUACAGCAAGCGGAAGAAGAAAGUUGAAGAGGAACCGAAACUACAAGAAGAAUAUAUUGUGAGCAACAUCGAUCCAGAAAGUAUUACAUUCAUGGAUUGCAACGAGGAGACAAACGGCUCUGGUACUGGUUCCUUCAACGCCUCGCUCAGUGAGGACGCCGAAGAGUCCUCGUCGUCCAGUAUGAAAGCAAUGGAGUUGUACAAUGGUUCUUUGCCGAGCCAGAACGGUCUUGAUGAGUCCGAACAGAUGAAACUCGAGCUUCGCCCACCGGACGAGAAAAAACGAAAAAAGACCAAGGAAGAGUUUGCCAAGUUUGGCGAGAGUAUUGCUGUGCAGCUCGCCGAGAUCCCCGACUCUUACUCGAGAUCGGUCGCCAAACUCAGGAUCAACCAGAUUCUCUUCGAAGCGGAGAUCGGGAUCUAUGCGCAAACGCGUCGCUAAUGAGCAAGUUCGCUAGUAUCAGCACAAAUCAAUGUGGAAUAAUUAACAUGGAAAAUAUUGCGAUUCGCAUUCAUGGCGCAUCAUCGCUAUCGAUCUCAAUUUACGAUGCUGAUUCGUUCGAACUUUUCCUAUAACAGGCUCUAACGAGCUGUAAUUCACUUUUAACCGAGAUUUUAGAACGACUAUAAUAGGACUGUGACAAAAGAAAGACUCGCCGCAAAUAAAACAAUGAAAAUUAUUCGACAGAAGAAACUAUUCUAUCCAUUAUCCAUCGACCGAGCAUGCGUUUUGAAUAGAGUACCGCAAUGAAAUAAAUAUUCAUACAGCUUCCAUUUGUUUUAUUUAUAACACGUUUAAUUUUUGGACAAAUAAAACAAUUUAAAUUAUUACGAUUUAGAGAAUUAGACGAUUUCGGUAUAUAAGUGUGCAAUAUUAAAACGAAUGCCAGCAUGGCAUGAUGAUCGCCGUCCGCGUCUUUUUACAAGCCGGAUGCUUCUAAAGACUGAAUCGAUGAUCAAGACUGUAUAAUAGACAAUUUUUCCAAGUGAUUAAAUGAAUUUGUCGAUAUCAAAUACUGAUUGUUUAUUUUCCAAG